AUGGUUGAUUAUCAGUCGCCAGCCUUACAGGCCCCUCGUCGCAAGCCUCUGCCCACCGGGAACGCUGGUCUGCAGUUCCAAGUUUCAAACAUCCAACACACUCUCUUUCCGCGUGAACACAGCUUGCCUGCAAACCAAUAUCAGUCUCACCCGGCAUCUUCGUCGUCGUCGUCGUCGUUUCUCCCUACCCCCAUGCACCCGCUCCGUCAGAUGACCCCUGUCUACCCCCCACAACAACAACAGCACCAACAACAAUACAAUGUCCUUCUCCCAUCACGCCGCCCCUCGAACGCAACAACGUCGACGUCGUCCACCGGCGGAAACCCGCAUACCAGCCGCCAUAUGAGCGCUUCACAAAACAAUGUCAGCCGCAGCCCUUCCUCUCGAACCACCCACCCGCAGGUCGGGUACGUUGCUUUGAUGCGAAGACAGAAGGCGACCGUCUGGUGCGACCGUGCGCAGGCCGAAGACCCUCGCGAGGCCCACCAGCGACGCGUUGCAAAGCAAAGAGCGAUCCUGGAGGUUCAGGAAGGCGGUGGCUCCGGUCGAACAAAUACACUGGCUAGCAGCGGCAAGAUCAGACACAGUUCGGCGACGAAAUCACUGCCGUUCAGUACAGGGACAAUGGUGGGCACUGGCGUGCCAUUGAGACUCAGUGCAAAUGAAAUUGGCAAUGCGGACGAUGACCUCGAUAAUCCGGAUGGAUCGGCUUACCAUCGCCGUAACGGUAGCGGACGAAGUUCUGCCGCUAGCAAUCGGAUGACCGGCGGAUAUCGACCCAACCAACCUCGAUUGAGCAGUGGCAGCGGCAGCGGCAGUGGCAGCACUCCCCCGAAUGCCGAACCUCCCGAGCAACGCCUCGAUAUCCCGCACAUCGUUGAAACCCCUGCUGCAGAGACCAAACCGGGAUCGCCAAAAGACAAGGAUACCGGUGGCACCCAGGACUCUUCCACGUCGGACAACCGCCCAUCAACCGCACGAUCCACCGAAAGCCAGCGAGAAGAGGACUUCGGAAUGAUCACGGAUCUAGCGGCCCCGAGCGGAGCAGCUGCAGCAGCCCGAAGACAUAAGGCGGCUGAGGAAUUGAGACGUAGAGGAAGUGUUGACGACCGCACUACCACCAUGAGUAGUGUUAGACUCUUCGUCGCUAAUCCAGACCUCAGCGAUUGAGCCCACCGUGGAUGGAAGGGAGGCUCGUCGACAGGCUUCUUACAGGCGCAAGCGUCCCAGGCGGCCCUCUAUUUGGCCAUUGAAAUCUGGCCAUUCAACUACGUGUGUUCUUAUUUCCACCUUCUAUAUGGACAGGGCGGGAUUAUUAUCGGGUUCUCAUUGUGAGCGGUGUUAAUGGGGGUUUGAUUUUUUUUUCUCAUCUAUUCGCAUCCCUUCCAUAUAGAAUCAUUUUCAUGGUUCUUUUUCAGCUGCAGUUCUGCCUUUUCCCUAGCAUCGGCUCUGUUUACUCCGCACUCAUUCCAAGCAUCUUGUUUCCCCUAGUCGGUUUUUGGCACAAAAGCAUGGGAAGGCAUGGUUAGUGGGAUCACCGCAAUGAUGGUGCAAGUGUCACAGUUCCAGGGACACAGCCUGCAGUUAUUAUCUUUAUAAUUAAUACCAAUAUUAG
Molecule: messenger RNA, 1615 nt
Organism: Coccidioides posadasii C735 delta SOWgp
Lineage: Eukaryota; Fungi; Ascomycota; Eurotiomycetes; Onygenales; Onygenaceae
Source: RefSeq, a predicted model, not a curated record